This is a messenger RNA of Gossypium raimondii (Peruvian cotton), 1114 nucleotides long. RefSeq names its product peroxisomal fatty acid beta-oxidation multifunctional protein AIM1. The record is from RefSeq and is a predicted model, not a curated record. Gene Ontology annotation, molecular function: (3S)-3-hydroxyacyl-CoA dehydrogenase (NAD+) activity. The transcript has 4 exons. Lineage: Eukaryota; Viridiplantae; Streptophyta; Magnoliopsida; Malvales; Malvaceae. Gene Ontology annotation, biological process: fatty acid beta-oxidation. Bases 30 to 335 code for a protein of 101 amino acids. Gene Ontology annotation, cellular component: peroxisome.
UAUCAGUUACAGAUGAAGAAAUUACCGAGAUGGUAUUGUUUCCAACGAUUAACGAAGCAUGUCGUGUUUUGGAUGAGGGUGUCGUUGCUCGAGCAUCAGACCUUGAUGUUGCAUCUGUACUCGGAAUGAGCUUCCCAUCCUACUGUGGUGGUAUCAUGUUCUGGGCAGAUAUAGUUGGGUCGAAGCAUAUCUAUUUGAGCCUCAAGAAAUGGUCAGAAAGGUACGGUAGCUACUUUAAACCAUCGAGAUAUUUGGAAGAAAGAGCCAUGAAAGGCAUGCCACUGAGUGUUGCAGUAGAAGCAAAAUCAUCUCUAAAAUGGAACUCAAAGUUGUAGUCCGACAAAAUAAUGGUGAUGAUUGGAUGAAAAGCAGUGUAAUACAUAAGUCUACUUAUUGCACGCAAAACUUAAAAAAGGAAAAAGAAAUUGGUGUCUGUCCUAGUUUCUGCUAGGAUUCAGUUAAUUUUUGUAAGGCUAGUUUCUGCUUAGUUUAUUUUGUAAGGUUAUAUAUAUAGCUAAGAAUGUUUCAAUUUCUAUGCAUCAAAUUUCUCCCAUACUUCAGUUUUUAUAAGCUUUCUUUUAUUUAAAGCAUUUUGGUAUGAAGAGGGUUGUUUUGCUUUCUUUUAUUCCAAAUGUCAUACCAAAAUAUGACUUUUAAAAUAUCUGAUGAAGACAAAAGUUAUAUGCAAAGUUGCAAAGUUGCAAAGUUGCGGUUUCUACUUGUGCGUUUGGUGGUGGAGAUGAUCUUUAUCAACCUAUAGGAAUGUCAGAGGCAUCAUUUAAAAAGAUUGUACAGCAGAUCCAGAAUAUGAUGACUCAUGACAAAAGCGAUCGGGAAACGGUUUUGGUUCGUCGCAUGCUCCAGGACGGGUUACUUGAUGUUGUUUGUUUGAAGCAUUAGAGAGAUGCUGUUGGUUUAUGGAAUGCCGUAGGUUUUGUAAAACUUUGAGGAGUGUGGAAGUGUUAAAGUUAUUCAAAAUUAACAAGCUCACUAUAAAGCAGCAAAUUUAUAUUAGAUUCCCAUAAUAUACUUGCUGCAUAAAUGCCUUUGAUUUCCAUAAGUUCAUAUUUAAAGUUGGAAUUUAUAAAUGUUUCAAUGAGUAUAUGCUGCCACA